AAGAUGGAGCACCGCACCAAACACAAUGGCCCAAUAGCCGCAGCCGCAACCGCAACACAUAGCCCGCACAUGGCCGGGCGUCCGCAGUACCCGUCACACACAGCCCCACCUUCUCCUCAACCUCAACUCAGAAGGAACUGCCGAUCUAUCCGCCACCAGCCCGCCGCCCCUCCCCAUAUCCUGCAGUACCCGUAUCCCGCCGCCACCGUGAGAGCAGCAAGGGGCAGCGCCAUAGCCAAAGCCGGCUGCCUUCCUCGACUCCACCGUCGAGGCUACCGCCGUGACUCCGUGGGGCGGUUCAGCGCCGUGUCGGCCUCCUUCCUAUCCUGCCGGGCCCCGCUGGUCAGUCUCCUCCUGGACGAGCUCUCCGACGAGGCCGCACCUCCUCCUCGUCCGGCGCGGGCGGCAGCGGGGGCUUAUCCUACGGAGGGAACACCAUAUUGCACUCUAUUCUCCACACACACGUUGUGGUUCUGCUGGGACUCUUCUACCUCCGCUCCAGGUUCAGGUCGCCGGCCACGCGACCGCAGAGGAGCUGCUCCAGAUUCGACUGCAAGAUCAAGCUUCAUAUGUUAGGCGCAAGGUAUCAUGUAUUCGUGUAAUGCAAUAUAUGUACGCAGGUGAGGUCCAUCUUUGCUCAUCCCCAAUUUCACUAGGGAAGCCAACAUACAGCUUCUGGUAAUCCAAUGCCUACCAAUUAUUUUGGAUCUCCAGUAUGAAGGCCUUCCAAUUAACACUUCCGUUUUUGUUCUACCAAAUAGUAAAAAAAAUACUCUAUUAUACAUCAAGUUAUAUGACGUGCAGAUGGGAACUUUGAUGAAUAGAUACACAGAUCCAACUAAUGAUCCAUUAUCAGUGCACACCAUCAGUUUGAUGAAUUGUUUGACCAAACUGCAUCGAUUAAGAAAAGCUUGCCUAGACAUCUGUUGCAGCAUUGGCCAGGACUCUAUGCUCAGCUCUGCUGCCAACAAGUAAGUGUGGAGCUCAAGCAGGUUGCUCAAUGCUUGCCUCUUUCCUAACAGAGUUAAAAUUAUGUUGGGUGGCGGAGUUAAGCUUUUGCUAUGUUAUCCUGCGGAAUUAAUUUACGAAGCAUAUAGCCAGGUUAGUACAUCUAAUGUCCGUGGAGACUACAAGAGAAGAAUUUACAUCCAGACUGAAAUCAAUAGUGGGAAAGUUCAGUAAGAUAUAUACAAUCUCGACACCCAUGGUUUCUCCAGUUAUUGCGUAGUCUUUGUUUCUUACUUCUCUAUGCAACCAACUUCGGCUUACAAAAGGUAAUAUUUUGUAUAGACCAUAGUAACAACUUAUUAUUUAGUUGUUGCUUGGUGUUUGUGGCCCACAACCAAUUUCUGGAGAUUAAAAGUACCAUAGCAUUAUACAUAUUGUAGUCAUGCACUAUUUAUGGUGUGACAAUCCAUGUAAAUAGGAUUUGAUCAGUUUGGAUUCAGUUUCAUGCUAAUAAGUUACCAAUAUAAACAUAUAUUUGGUAUCAUCAAUGUUUAGAAGCUUCACAGCAGGUUUCUUAAGAAGUCGCACCAUUACAAAUGAAAUGAGUAUAUCCUUACUACUAUUGUUUUAAGCGAUUCUAAGAUUUGCUAGCCCAUGGAGUGCCCGGGUUGAUGAUAGUAAUGAUAAUUUCUUUGAAUUUGUGAUAGGGGGAAUACAUAUUUCUAUAUCAGCGGUUGGCUCUUUGACGAAAGUGGCAUUGGUUCGGUGGCUCCAAGGUCUCUGAAUUUUAUAUGUUGGUUGGCAACAAUAGCUCGGAAGGGAACUCUAUAGUGUUUGGUCACAUGGUAUAAUGGUGUGUAGUAUUAAGACUAUGUCGUUUGAUUUUUGUGAUGUUGUAUAGCAGAGAGAAGUUAGUUGUGAUUUUUUUUCUUCAGUUCUUUUUUUUAAUGGGCAUCUAGCUGGCACACUCUGGUGUCAAUAUUUUAUUUGUAAUACUCAUGUCUUUAUCUACAUUUAGUGAAAUCCCAGUGAAUAAGAGUAAGUAUAUUUUGUUCCUAUGUCAUUUAAUUUG
Messenger RNA from Lolium perenne, 2020 nucleotides. Lineage: Eukaryota; Viridiplantae; Streptophyta; Magnoliopsida; Poales; Poaceae. The record is from RefSeq and is a predicted model, not a curated record.